Humulus lupulus (European hop) is the source of this 1575-nucleotide messenger RNA. RefSeq names its product serine--glyoxylate aminotransferase. The transcript is spliced from 6 exons. Gene Ontology annotation, cellular component: peroxisome. Gene Ontology annotation, molecular function: L-alanine:glyoxylate transaminase activity; L-serine:pyruvate transaminase activity. The record is from RefSeq and is a predicted model, not a curated record. NCBI's taxonomy places the organism in Eukaryota, Viridiplantae, Streptophyta, Magnoliopsida, Rosales, Cannabaceae. Bases 194 to 1399 code for a protein of 401 amino acids.
UGGAUCCACAUAGGACUUUGAUAGUUGAUUGGUUCUCACUCCCGCGCGCUCGUUAUAAAAAUAUAGCAGCUCUUUGGCACUUCUCUUGCAACCUCCAAUUCAUACUCACUUUUCCUGCUUCAUCAACUUUGAGGAAACUCUACAAAAUCUCAUACAAGAUUCUCUUUCUAGCUGAAACUGCAACGACACAAAAAUGGACUAUGUAUAUGGACCAGGAAGGCACCACCUCUUUGUUCCUGGGCCUGUCAAUAUCCCAGAACCAGUCCUCCGCGCAAUGAACAGGAACAAUGAAGAUUAUCGCUCUCCUGCUAUUCCAGCAUUGACAAAAACUCUCCUUGAGGAUAUCAAGCAAAUUUUCAAGACUACUAGUGGAACCCCAUUUCUGAUCCCAACCACUGGUACUGGUGCAUGGGAGAGUGCACUUACAAACACAUUGUCUCCUGGAGACCGGAUUGUAUCUUUUCUGAUUGGUCAGUUCAGUUUGCUCUGGAUUGAUCAGCAGCAGCGCCUUAAGUUCAAUGUCGAUGUUGUGGAAAGUGAGUGGGGCCGAGGUGCCGACCUAGAUGUUCUGGAAUCAAAGCUUGCAGAUGAUUCUGCGCAUACUAUUAAGGCUAUUUGCAUUGUUCACAAUGAGACAGCAACUGGAGUCACCAAUGACUUGUCAAAAGUGAGAAAGUUACUUGAUGACUACAGGCAUCCAGCACUCUUGCUUGUGGAUGGGGUUUCCUCCAUCUGUGCACUUGAUUUCCGUAUGGAUGAGUGGGGCGUAGAUGUUGCAUUAACCGGCUCUCAAAAAGCUCUUUCUCUUCCGACUGGUAUGGGAAUUGUGUGUGCCAGCCCCAAAGCUCUAGAGGCAACCAAAACUGCAAAAUCAGUGAGAGUUUUCUUUGACUGGAGUGAUUACUUGAAGUUCUAUAAGAUGGGAACAUAUUGGCCCUACACCCCAUCUAUCCAGCUUUUGUAUGGACUGAGAGCAGCUCUUGAUCUUCUUUUCGAGGAAGGACUUGACAAUGUAAUUGCAAGACAUAGCCGUUUGGGAAAUGCCACAAGGCUUGCUGUUGAGGCAUGGGGCUUGAAGAACUGCACCCAAAAGGAGGAAUGGUUUAGUAACACAGUGACUGCUGUGGUUGUCCCUCCUUAUAUUGACAGUUCGGAAAUUGUUAGAAGGGCGUGGAAGCGAUACAAUAUGAGCUUAGGUCUUGGCCUUAACAAGGUAGCUGGAAAGGUCUUCAGAAUAGGCCAUCUUGGGAACCUGAAUGAGCUGCAAUUGUUGGGAUGUCUUGCUGGUGUGGAGAUGAUACUUAAGGAUGUUGGAUACCCAGUUAAGCUAGGGAGUGGAGUUGCAGCUGCUAGUGCAUACUUGCAGAAUAACAUCCCUCUGAUCCCAUCAAGGAUUUGAUUUGAUUCAUCUGCAAAAUCAUCUUAUUUAGUUUCUUCUCCCAUCAUUUGCUUAAAAAAAAAAAUCUGUAAAUAAGGCAUAAUUUCUUUUCCUUUAUUCUCCUCUGCCUGCACUGUCUUAUGGCUUUGACCAAACUUAUCUACUACUUAAUACAUAGACUAAUGAAUUAUCUUGAA